Olea europaea var. sylvestris is the source of this 2459-nucleotide messenger RNA. RefSeq lists its product as uncharacterized. NCBI's taxonomy places the organism in Eukaryota, Viridiplantae, Streptophyta, Magnoliopsida, Lamiales, Oleaceae. Bases 320 to 1762 code for a protein of 480 amino acids. The record is from RefSeq and is a predicted model, not a curated record. The transcript is spliced from 3 exons.
CUUCCUAAAGUUUUUUAUCACUGCGCUCACGCCCUCAACUUUUCGCUAACUGAAAAAAUCUCCUUGUUUAGCACACCAACACUCUCUGUCUAUUGCCCAAAACUCUCUUUCUAAAACGCCACAUUACCUUCGUCCCUUGAUACUAUCAUAAUCACAUUUGUGAUCAAGAUUUUUGUUGUGGGAUUAUAGAAAAUGCUGAUGACUCUCGCUUAUUGCUCGUAUUUCACUCUCUGAAGUUUAGCAGAGUAUUUAUAGAUACAAGGAAACCACGUUUUUUUGGCCUGUUAUAUACUGCUUUAAGUGUCUUGUUGGGGAAAAAAUGGAGAAAAAGCAAGGUUUUUUCUCGGUGCUAAAGGACGAGGUGGUGAGGGGGUUAUCGCCGGGGAGGUCACGGGCUAAGAGUUCAAGUCGGAGUGGGUCUCCGAUAACGAGUCUUCUCCGGAGAAAAAAGAGUGGUGGUAACGGUAAUUAUGUCGAAACGAUGAUAGCGAGAUCGGGGAGCCUGAGGUUAGUCGGGGAGACGCUAACGCCGUUGAUGGAGGGUCCGGAUCCAGACGGCGGAGAAAUCGGGGAUUCGAAGCGGCUCGGGUCGGGGCUCGGGCAGUGGGUUCGCGGGCAGUUAACCCGGACCCCCUCCCUUCCAGGAGGGGCGGCGGGUUCCAAUGGGAAUGGGUACAACAAGAGGUCUGAUCUGAGGCUAUUGCUUGGGGUCAUGGGUGCCCCUCUCGCCCCUGUGCACGUUAGCACUACUGACCCAUUGCCUCAUCUGAGCAUCAAAGACACUCCCAUUGAAAAUUCUUCUGCCCAGUACAUAUUGCAACAGUAUACAGCUGCAUCAGGAGGGCAAAAGAUCCAGAAUUCGAUUAAGAAUGCAUAUGCCAUGGGAAAAUUGAAGAUGGUAGCUUCGGAGUUUGAAACUGCAACAAAGGUAGUGAAGAACAGGAAUGUGGCUAGAGCUGCAGAGCCCGGUGGGUUUGUUCUCUGGCAGAUGAAUCCUGACAUGUGGUACGUGGAGCUUGCAGUUGGGGGUAGUAAAGUUCAUGCUGGUUGUAAUGGCAAACUCGUCUGGAGGCACACUCCCUGGCUUGGUGCUCACACUGCAAAGGGGCCUGUUAGGCCUUUGCGCCGUGCUCUUCAGGGUCUUGAUCCAAGAACCACUGCCAACAUGUUUGCCAGUGCCAUAUGCAUUGGAGAGAAGAAGAUCAAUGGUGACGACUGCUUCAUUCUGAAGCUUUCUGCCGACCCACAAACAUUGGGAGCCAGGAGUGAGGGACCAGCAGAAAUCAUAAGGCAUGUCUUGUUUGGCUACUUCAGUCAGAAGACGGGGCUUCUUGUUCACAUGGAGGAUUCACAUCUCACCCGCAUCCAAUCUAAUGGAGGCGAUGCAGUAUACUGGGAGACGACCAUCAAUUCUUACUUAGAUGAUUACAGGCCCGUGGAAGGAAUCAUGAUUGCCCACUCUGGUCGUUCCAUUGCUACGCUUUUCCGGUUUGGAGAGACAGCAAUGAGCCAUACAAAAACAAGGAUGGAAGAAGCUUGGACAAUUGAAGAGGUUGCAUUCAACAUUCCCGGCCUAUCAAUGGACUGUUUUAUUCCACCAGCCGACUUGAGAUCGGGGUCCAUCAGUGAAGCAUGUGAACUCCCUCAGGACGAAAGGGGAAAGUCUGCAAUUGCCCUUGCAGCAUCCCGAGCUAAGGUUGCAGCUUUGGAAGGAACUCACAAUAAGAGCAUUGAUGGUGUCGUCUGGAAGGUGGAAGUCUAACCAUGUAGGACCAACUUAUGGCAAUUGUUCAUUCGCGGUAGGCAGUCUCUUAUCGACUAACAGAACAGAAAUUACAAAUUAGGAACUCAGAUGAUUAGGGAAUCUUAAUUUUACUAUAGUAGAGCAUAAUCAUUCAAAGAUUCGUGCUGAGUCUCAAUGAUUAUACUGUUAUUACAGAGUCCAACAAAAUGUUGGAGCUCGAUUUUCCUAGCAACUGAUCAAGUUGUUAGUUGAACUCUCGGGGGUGGAGGAAGGUGAUGAAGCUUUAGUAUUAGUAUUAGCCAAACCAUUAACCUGUUUUUUCUAGCUAUUCUACUAACACCUUUCCUGCCUAAAUGUAGACGAACACGGCAGUUAGAAGGGGAAACGCUACAUCAUGGGUCUGAUGGUAGUGUUUCAGUUCUUCAGAUUUAAUUUGUGUGCCAUUUUUUUGUAUUUCUCAUGGUUGUUUGAUUGUGUUGAGCUUUCCCAUGGGAUUUCUGGAGCUUAGGGGUAUAGGCAAAUGUAGAAGAGAAAAUCUUUGUUAAGUUAGUUUUUGCAACCAAAUUCAUGUCUGAAUGUCUUAUGGUUUGUAUUGGUUUCUUUUCAGCAAUGUCAAGAGAAUAUAUAAACAUGUCUGUCCAAUCAGAUAUUGAAUUGUUUAUGAAUAUUUUAAUACAGAGAUGAGGAUCUUUUCUUCAUCUCUUCCUUUAGGUUA